CAGCUUUGUUAAUAACACACCAGGCAGCAGUAAAGGUACAGUGUAAAUGCUGUGGGCCACAUGAACUUGUGUUUAGAAAGUGUCCAAAGACACCCGACCAGUGCGCUAUAUCACCCUUUUUCUUGGCAACAAUCGUCAUGUUCGGCACACUGUAUUUCAACCAUGGCAUUUUUAUCCAAGCAAGCGAGAUAAGUUAAGCACAUUGAUAUUACCGGUGCAAUCGUAUUUUUUAUUUGUUAUUGUAUAAUGCUUUUAUAAUUUUUUCUUUCUUUGUGUGUGUGUGUGUGUGUGAGCAUGUGCUCUUUUCUUCAUAUGUGCGCACGAUAUGGUUAUGUGGGUUUCAAGGAAAGAACGGUAAUCUGCUGAAUUUCUGAAAUGUUGAAAUGUGUGUGUGUGUGUGUAUAGUUAAUAUAGCUCGAUGGCCUGGGGGGAGACACUGCUAUCACACACUACCGGUACAGUAGCGCCUACAGCGUGGCAGUUUUAUCGUUCUAAAGAGUCGGGUGCCGCUCUCAAUUUUUUACCUUUCUCUCUCACAUAUGGCGGUGAAAUUACUGUGGCUGUGAAGGGAGUUCUUGGAAUUUGAUGCAGCCAGUGUGCGGGAUGUUUAUCUGGGUUCUUAUUUCUUGUAUAGCAACUGUAUUGGCCUCGGAUCCACAAGUAUGUCUGGAGAGGCGCAAUUAUGCAAAACAAGAGGGCGGGGUCCCAGUGAUCGGUACCCACGGAUCUUUGGAAGAAUGCCAAGACUUCUGUCUCAGAGACGUCAACUGUGCAGCAGUGAGCUAUCACAGGGUAACUCAAACAUGUGAAAAGUACAACGCGCUUAGAAACGCAGAGGAUGUGAAGAAUGACACGUGUUGUUAUCACUUCCGGAAAGUCCCCUGUCUGUCUCAACAGGAAGGAAGUGAUAGUAAAGUGACUUCCGGGGUAAACAAUAGCGGAGAUGUUACCGAAAUGCGGAAUGCUCCAAACGGAACAGCCUUUACGAAAAAUCCCGACAGGUCUAGAUCAGAUGAAUAUGAAAAAAUGUUCGGACAAAAUGAAACAUCGGUCACAGAAAUCCCUUUUACAUCUCCUACAACUUUUUAUUUGAACACAAUUAAACCCACCACGGAUGUUUCAGUCGCUAAAAUGACAACGACAGAAGAAACGGACGACAUCGACAGAAUGGAAACUGCUUCAAAUGAGAUAUCAAAACAGACGACACCUGCCACCCGUACUCCUCUGCAUAGUGAGAGAGGCAAGAGCAAACCAAAGGACGCUGAUGUAUUUACUACGACAAAAGUAGUCCCAACUGAUACCACAGAAGAUAGCGAACAAAUUGACUGCCUACAGCAGUACUAUGACGCCAAACAAAAUGGCGGCUACCAGGUGAAAAGUCUGUCCAAGAUGGAGUGUCAGGCCGUGUGCCUGCUGCAGGCCGACUGUAAGGCGAUGGAUUUUAACAGGGUAACCAAAGAGUGCACGCUCCACCUCUGGUCGUCUGAAACUAGUCACACGAGGGACAAGUGCUGUCAGCAUUUCAAGAAGACGAAGUGCAAACUGGAACUGCCAGAAGAUAUUCGUGAAAGAUUUAAGAGCGAAAAGGGAGUAUCAACGACACAGUUACCUAAAACAUGUACAAGACGGGUACAAGCCAUGCGAACUUACUUCGGCAGCUCCCAGUUAAACGGACUCAAGCAGAUUGGAACGUUCACGGCUGCGCAAUGCAAGGCGGAAUGUAUGAGAAAGAGCGCUUGCGCGGCAAGUGACUUUGACUCUUUUCAAAAUGUGUGCUUUCUUCACAGUAGAACGGACCCAUACAUGCACACGACCAACCCAUGCUGCACUCACUAUAAGAAGGUUGAAGAAUGCGAAUCCGCCUGUUUCCAGACCCAUCUAGACAUAACCCACCCGGGCGGCGAUCUCGUGGCCAAUCAGACGGAGUUCAGCUGCAGGGAAGAGUGCAUUAAGAUUGGCGAAUGUGCUGCCUUCACCUACAACUACACAGACUCGACAUGCAGGAUCCACAAAGAACUGGACUACAAUCGCACCGCCCGCACCGUGGACUCGUGUUGCAGCCAUGCCAAGAAAGGCAUCUGUUUAGACAAAGAUCCAGACCUUGCCGUCACGACGACCACCACCACCACAACUGUACCCGGAAUGACCACAACAACAAUCGAAAAUCUGUGGGACAUUUUUAAUAUAGACGGCGAUACCAACGAGAAAGGUGAAACGGCCAAUGAACCCAAGAAGGCAGGUUCACUAGAAAUGACGGAGACCACCAUCAUUAUUUUGCUGGGCUGUCUUGCCGUGUUUCUGAUCGCCAUUGGCGUCGUUGUGGUCUUUUUCUGCCAUCGCCGCCGCCAGCAAAAAAAGAAAAAGAAAAGCAAGUCCUCGGUGACCAAUCCAACCGAUCCGUCGACGUGGAUGAAAGAUUACACCCUUCAGACCGCCAAAACCGACGCCUUUUGGAAGGCGAUUUCACCGCCAGGCUCCGUGACAAAGCGAAGCGACGAGGGCGGCGUUCGUAGAAUCGAGCGCCAUAAGUCUGACAUCACGCAGAGGUCGGACUACGGACUGGUUCAACAAAACCCUUACUACGGUACGACAAGAAGCGUCCCCGGACGGCGAGCUAGCGAAAACCCUUACGCAAACUACACAGGGGAACGAAUGCGUUACGCCGCGGGCCACAUGCGUUCGAGCCACUACGCCGAAACAUCUCUUUACGAUGGCCACCCCCAUUCCCCGCCCUCUGUGGACUAUCCCGUCUCCGAGCCGUUCGACCCCAGCGAACACCGCUACGUUGGACGCCAUGACUUCAUGGGACGGCCCCUGAGCCUGAGCGUCGAUGAACUUCACGUCCAACAACACCCUUCAGAGCGAUCACGGAGCUUGAAGAUCCCGCGGCCUCAUGUCAAUGGCGACCAUCCUUCCGUGCACCAGAACGAGGCCAGGCCCUUUGAUGGACCUGAGGAGAAAAAACUUGGUGGUGCUUUGGCUUAUGCCAAUGACUUCGCGGACUCUGAAAGGUACACGCGUAGAGUAUCUCCGAUGUAGUGAAAUCGUCAUGGCUUUUGAUCGGUGAUGUACCUGGCUGGACUUUGAGGUGAAGCUGAAACGCGUGGGUUGUUCAGAAUCAUUUAUUAAAAGACCUGGGACUUAUACAGGCUGCUUAGCACCCCUUGUUAGAGUGACCCUUACUAAUAACGUUUGUUCAAUUAUACCAAAAGAAAGUACAAGAAUAAACAUGGGACAUUAUGUAUCUAAAGUAGUUACAAUAUAUCGAUUAUUUAAUUAUUUGUUGGAGCGAGAUCAUUGAAAGUGAGACCACGUAGAUUGUAACAAAAAGCGAUUCUAUUUUGCCCACCAUGAAAGGCCUUUACAUAUAUUUCAGUAUAAUUUAAAUUGAAAAUUGAAACAAGUAUUCGUAGUCAAAACCCAAUUAAAUCAACUAAAACUUUUACUCUAUAUAUGUUCACAAAAAAGGGUAGUUAAGUGCCACAAUUUGAGAUACCAGUUAU
Lingula anatina is the source of this 3503-nucleotide messenger RNA. RefSeq lists its product as uncharacterized. Lineage: Eukaryota; Metazoa; Brachiopoda; Lingulata; Lingulida; Lingulidae. The record is from RefSeq and is a predicted model, not a curated record.